AUGUCAAGUGCUGCGUCUGACGAUGAUAAGAUUAACACUUCGCUGCUUUCAGAUGAAAUUUUAAAAGACGAAGAACUAGAAGGGUCGCAGUCUCUUUGGAAUCAGUGUUCAAUAUGUAAUAAUAGAUUCACAGAUCCUAUAAUUCUUAAUUGCCUGCACGUAUUCGAUCGAAGCUGCCUUUUUCCACAGCAAAAAUGCGAGGGACUAACGGAAUUUAUUAAAUGUCCCAGAUGUGACAGAAUUUCCGGUGGAGUCAAGACGUUACCGCCCUACGACCUUUCUCUUGUCGAUCAAUCCGAACCGGCUGAUGAGUAUUUUGACGUUGUGACAUGCUCCGUGUGCACUGAAGGCAAAGAAGCUCAGUAUCGCUGCAUCCAGUGUGAUGGAACCUUGUGUUCCAGAUGCCGCGAGACCCACAAGGUCAUGAAAUUAUUUUCAUCACACGAGGUAUUGGAUCUGACCGAAGAUGACAAAAAGUCAUUGAGUCGUGUGAAUAAUACUACACAAAAUGGCAGUUCCUCAGACUGUGCUUAUCAUCCUCAUGAUACUUAUCGCCUAUUUUGCAUGUCUUGUCGGGAUACUAAUAAAAGUCAAAUUGAGGAGAUGGUGGACGUGUGGAUGAGUGCCAUUGCUUCCGUUAAGGAGGAGUUUUUGCAAAAGAAUCGAGAGAUUCACAGUGAUAUUGAAAUGAGACUCAUGGGCCAAAUCGAGCAGAUACGGAAGGUGAUAGAUCAUAUCGAAUUUGCCAACGAGUUUUGUUCCAGCUACCUUCCCAAGUGUUCGGAUUUACAAAUCGGAAAACUAGUCAAGGUUGUAAUGGGAUGCUUGGAGUAUCUCAGAUCUGUCGAAUUCCACUCUGAUAUGCCCUCGAGGAUAAUCUUUUCCAAAGCCCACGAGAAUGUACGGAACUUCAUUCGCACUAACUUUGGUACUUUUGAUCUUCCAUCUAGUCAGGAUAAUGCCCUUGUUCUCGCCUUCCCUCCCGAUCGGUCGAUGUCUCUUAGCGCUUACCCAAUAAGUGAUAUUGCGAACGCGUUAAGCAACCUAAACGUUAACCGAAGUAUAUCCCAUGAUGACGCAUUUGUGACGCAAAAUUUGUCGCUACCCCUAAACAAUGACAAUGCCAUUGAUUCUAUCAGAAGUUCAAUGAACGGAAGUCUUUCACUUAUACCCAGCCAUCAGGAGCAAAUGGAUAAUGCUACAACUAGCAUUUCGCCAUGGGGUGAUCCAGGUACAUUUGGAACCGUUUCUACGGGAUAUAAACCGGCAACAUCUUCCAUCAAUGGUCUGCACAUUAAUCAUGGAGGAUUGAAUGCAAACAAUCUAAGCCUUCGUUCUUCACUCCAACUGGGUCUCCGCAGCGGUCUGGACCUCGACUUACCAAGUGUUCUGUCGAGACCAAGUCUGCCCAACAACUACAAUCUCUCCCUCUACGAAUACUCGAGACUGCGCUCCGCCAGGUGCAACAAUAUGGCGUUGCUGGUGAAGUUUGGAACUAUGGGAAAUGAACUAGGGCGUUUUAACUCACCUCAUGGUUUUUGUCUUGGAUUUGAUGAGGAGAUUGUUGUUGCUGACACCUACAAUCAUCGCAUACAAAUAUUUUCCAAAAGCGGUGAAUACCUUUCCUACUUUGGAGUUUCUGGCAAAGUGGACGGACUGUUGUGGUUCCCUCGAAAAGUAGCCAUAAUUCGACAAAGCCAACGCUACGUCGUGUGCGACAGGGGCAACGAGCGAUCACGAAUGCAGCUUUUUAGCCGCAGCGGACACUUUGUUCGCAGAAUACAGAUAAAGUUCAUUGAUAUUGUGGCCGGUUUGGCCAUCAAUCAACAGGGUCAAAUUGUUGCUGUGGACAGUGUUACUCCUGGAGUCUUCGUUGUGUCAGAGGAGGGUGAUCUAAUUCAUUGGCUGGACUGCAGCACUUUCAUGAAGGAACCCUCGGAUAUCGCUAUUCGUGGUCGCGAGUACUUUAUCUGUGAUUUCAAGGCUCAUUGUGUCGUCGUAAUACAAGAGGACGGGCAAUACCUCCGAACCAUUGGUGGUGAAUCUAUUACCGACUUCCCUAACGGAAUCGAUGUAAGUGGUCAAGGCGACGUUCUUGUCGGCGAUUCUCAUGGCAACAGGUUUCAUAUUGCGGUAUUCACUGGAAAGGGCGACUUAAUCAGUGAAUUUGUCUGCAUGCAAACCAAAGUUAGCCGUUCCUGUUGCCUGAAGAUCACCAAUGAGGGUUUUAUCGUGACGCUAGCGCGGAGCUCCAACAACGUCCUCAUCAUGAGCACACUCUAUCCAACUAUGAGGGCGGUGCUGGAAAUAAACAAUCCGAAGUUGGCCUGCUGCUCGUGUAAAGUCAUAAUGGAGGGCCGAGUGCCUUGUUUAAAUAGUACUACUGGUGGAAAAUUUGUUCACCUCGGGGUUCUUCUCUUCAAGGUUUGUGUGCGUACUAUUUACGUCUCCUCCUGUCGCACCCUCAGUCUGGUUAAUUAA
Echinococcus granulosus is the source of this 2481-nucleotide messenger RNA. Its product is annotated as Brain tumor protein. The transcript has 8 exons. Gene Ontology annotation, biological process: negative regulation of translation. Lineage: Eukaryota; Metazoa; Platyhelminthes; Cestoda; Cyclophyllidea; Taeniidae. The record is from RefSeq and is a predicted model, not a curated record. Bases 1 to 2481 code for a protein of 826 amino acids. Gene Ontology annotation, molecular function: mRNA 3'-UTR binding; zinc ion binding; translation repressor activity.